AUGACCACUGCAAGUUUUGAUCAUGCUCGUAGUACCGAUCGUCGGAGUCGCAACCGAAUAAGAAAGAGAAAAACUAGUAGGAUGGAUAGAUUCAGUAAUCUCCCGAUCGAGAUCGCUCAUGAAAUUAUGUCUCGCCUCAACUUCAAAGACCUUACUAGGGUUGGCUGCGUGUCCAAAGCAUGCAGAGAGUUUUAUAUAUCGACCCCGUACUUGAAUUUUCAUGACUUUUCUGGUGUGGAUAUAUCCACUCGUCGAAAGAACAAAAAGGUUUUCAAUUCUUUGAAAAGGUUCUUCAUUCAACGUGGGGUGCAUCUUAAGAUACAAUGCUUUCGUUUUCGUUGGUGCUUUUUUGAUGACGACCAUGAUGAGGAUUUCCGAUUGCGAUUGAGGGAAUGGAUUGAAAUUGCUGUGAGGUGCAAUGUUGAAGUGCUUCAUCUUGUUGUCACUUAUAUUAGGUUUGGAGAGCUUCCUGCUUCCAUCUUACACUGUAAAUCGUUGAAAUCUCUGCUUGUGGACAUGAAGUGCACGAUUAGUGAUGUGCCCUUCAUCGAUUUUUUGUCUAAUCUCGAUUACCUGAGGUUGAAAGAUGUUUCGAUAAAGGAUGAAGAUGAUCGAUUUUUGAAGUGGAUUUCAUGUUGCUGCACUUCCAUGAAGGAAUUACUUCUUAAAGAUUGUGGAUUUUGGCAUGAGUCUGAUUUUUACCACAUCCCCGAACGCCAUGUUAACAUCUCAGGUGACAGACUGAAAAAAUUACAUUUAAAUCCACAGCUUCGGAGGAAGACAAAAAAAUGGGUCAACAUUUAUGCUCCAAACCUCAAGUGUUUGGAAUGGUUUGGGGAAUGUACGACUAGCCAAAAUCUUGGAAACUUAAUGUGCUUGGAGAAGGCUGAGAUUUCUUCGUCAAUUCCGAUCUGUAACCAUGAUAUCUUAAUUGAUUUUCUUUGUAGCAUCCGCAAGGUUAAAGUUCUUAUUCUGCAUCCAGAUAUUCUUGAGCUUCUAUGGUUAAAUAUGGACGAUCGGAAAUGGCAAGAUCUUUCAUUUAUUUCUCAAGCCAAGGAGGUAGUCAUACCAUAUGAUGAUUAUGAGCCUGAUAUUGAGCCCGCAUAUUCUAUUCUCGAACAUGCUCACGAUUUAGAGAAGAUGACCAUAUACUAUCCUCACUGUUUCGAUGCACAUGAUGACCUGACGGAUGUAUAUGAUGACCUGAUGGAGUUGAGAACAGAAGUGAUGUCGAAAGGAAUUCACUUCAACAUAAUUACGACCUCGAGGGGUAGCUCCCUACUUAGUUCGAUUCAAUCUUUGGCUGAUUUUGUUUAAUUUUCUUUGUUUACUGCUAAGACGUUUUCUAAUGCCACAUUCGCAUCAGGUCAGGAGAUUUGAAAUAUGAAAGAAUGCAUCGUAGUUGUCGUUGCGAUAAAUGUUAUGUUUUUGUCAUUGUAAAGGAUGGAUUAUUUGUUUGCUUUUCACAGCAUGGCGUCCUUGAGAUUUUGAUGUUUUCUUGUAUGUUGGCAUCAUUUCCUCACAUACA
Molecule: messenger RNA, 1528 nt
Organism: Malus domestica (apple)
Lineage: Eukaryota; Viridiplantae; Streptophyta; Magnoliopsida; Rosales; Rosaceae
Product: putative F-box/FBD/LRR-repeat protein At4g03220
Molecular function (GO): protein binding
Source: RefSeq, a predicted model, not a curated record